This is a messenger RNA of Seminavis robusta, 1150 nucleotides long. NCBI's taxonomy places the organism in Eukaryota, Bacillariophyta, Bacillariophyceae, Naviculales, Naviculaceae. The record is from the annotation of a GenBank genome assembly.
AUGAGUGUUUCUUCUGUGUUGGUCCACACGUCCUGUACUACUAGAAGGAUGAUGCUGCUUCUGCUGCUAUUUGUGUUGACGCCCCAGAGCAGCCAUGCCCUGACCAGUCCAGUGGACCCCCAGUACCUGGAACGAAAAGUAGAGGAGCUCUUUGUCAAUGCGAAGCAAAUGCCCUUGGUUCUGUCUCGCGCAUACAAAGGCAACAACGGCGACGACAAACCCACCACUAUUCACGUACGAACAUCUUUUGAUGGCGAUACCAUGGUCUCUGUGGCCGAAGCGUGUCAUCCGGACCAUGAUCCGGACGAAUUUGUGGAAUUCUUGGAGAACUUUGGAGCCGCAUUCCCUCAAGUCAAUCCCAUGGCACGCAAUGUCCAGCAUUUGGAAGGAGACGCUCAAUCCUGUCAGGGCGUCAAGAGUGUCUUGGAAUUUCCCUUUCCGCUGCGCAAUCGCAUCAUGCUGCAUUGGAAAUAUCUGCGGCUUCAUCGUGGCUGUAGCAGUCCAAAACAACAAAAGCAGCAACAACAACACGAGCACAUGCUCAUUCUGUCGGAACAAGGCAAUCAAGAAUUGCUCCAAAAACACUACACUCCAUCGGAACAAAAAGACUAUGUCUUGGCCCGGACAUUUCUCUGUGUCUACUGGAUCAAACCUCUGCGUUGUCCCCAAACGGGAAACAUUCGAGGAUCCAGCAUACAGUAUGCCUUUAGUGGUGAUACUGGUGGCAAUAUCCCUGCUUGGGUUCAAAAUCAAGUGGGCCCCAAGACAGCUCUGGAUUCGGUGCAGGGAUUGUUGGAUUAUGUAGGACGGAACCAAAACAAAAAGCAGGCAGCAUCUGCUGGAAACAAAGAUCACUAGUCAAGAAACGAGUGAAGAUGCGGUAAAUGGACUUGUCCUUUGCAAGACCAGAGGAUCAGAGCAAUGCAACAACAAACAAUGGUUUCCAUUUCGCUCACGGAAAAGUGAGAAUACGUACCAGGGUUUGCUGCCCAAUUGCCUAUUUGGGGGCCAUGACUUCACGCGGCCCAGGGUUCAGUGAUGCGGGAAGAAAGGUACAUAUUGUUUGCAAGAGAACCACGUUGCAUUCUCGAGGAGGAUCCCAUGAAUCAUGCCAAACAGCUGUUCACAAAGAUGCCAAGAUAAAAGUAAU